AUGCCCAACACCAACAAAGAUAUCAGAAUAAAGAGACAAAAUGGAAAUGGUAUUGCCCGCGAUCGUGAUAAUGUGCCGAAUGAUGUAAUUUUAAAGGUCCUUGAAAAUGAAAAAGAAGCAGUAAAUAAAGUCAAAGAUUCUUUAGGAAAACUUGGACAAACUUUUUAA
This is a messenger RNA of Entrophospora sp. SA101, 168 nucleotides long. The record is from the annotation of a GenBank genome assembly. Lineage: Eukaryota; Fungi; Glomeromycota; Glomeromycetes; Entrophosporales; Entrophosporaceae.